Penicillium griseofulvum is the source of this 1323-nucleotide messenger RNA. RefSeq names its product ankyrin repeat domain-containing protein. Gene Ontology annotation, molecular function: protein binding. The transcript has a single exon. NCBI's taxonomy places the organism in Eukaryota, Fungi, Ascomycota, Eurotiomycetes, Eurotiales, Aspergillaceae. The record is from RefSeq and is a predicted model, not a curated record. The coding region runs from base 1 to 1323 and encodes 440 amino acids.
AUGAAAUCAAUUUUCACUCCUCUUUUAUAUGCCCGAGAUUCACAGAUAGAUAAAGUAGCUCUAUUAUGGGCUGCCAGAAAGGGACAAUUAGGAACAGCUCGGCUUGCAAUCUGCGGACAGGAGGCAGGUAUAAUCAAUGUUAAAUGCAGGAAUGGCCUGACACCAUUGGCCCACGCUGCUAUAAGGGGGCAUAAAGCUGUGGUGAAAUUAUUGCUUGAGACUGGGAAAGUGGAGGUGGAUUCGAACGACCAUUUCGGUCGGACACCGUUAUCCUUCGCCGCUGAGUGGGGGAAUGAAGCUGUAGUGAAAGCACUACUUGAGACUGGUAAAGUGGAGGUGGAUUCGAAUAACUAUUACGGUCGGACACCGUUAUCCUUCGCCGCCGAGGGGGGGAAUGAAGCUGUGGUAAAAGCACUGCUUGAGACUAGCAAAGUGGAGGUGGAUUCGAAAGACAGCCAAGGCCUGACACCACUAGCCCACGCUGCCAUAAGGGGGCAUAAAGCUGUGGUGAAAGUACUGCUUGAGACUGGGAGAGUGCAGGUGGAUUCGAAAAACCAUUGCGGUACGACACCAUUCGGCCACGCUGCCACGCACGGGCGUGAAGCCGUGAUGAAAGUACUACUUGAGACUGGGAAAGUGGAGGUGGAUUCGAACGACCAUUCCGGUCAGACGCCGUUGUCCUACGCCGCCACGUGGGGAAAUGAAGCCGUGGUGAAGAUGCUACUUGAGACUGGGAAAGUAGAGGUGGAUUUGAAAGAUAGCCAAGGCCUGACACCAUUGGUCUAUGCCGCGAUGCACGGGCGUGGAGCUGUGAUAAAACUAUUGCUUGAGACUGGGAAAGUGGAGGUGGAUUCGAACGACCAUUCCGGUCGGACACCGUUAUCCUUCGCCGCUGAGUGGGGGAAUGAAGCUACAGUGAAAGCACUACUUGAGACUGGUAAAGUGGAGGUGGAUUCGAACGACCAUCCCGGUCGGACACCGUUGUCCUACGCCGCUCAGUGGGGAAAUGAAGCUGUGGUGAAGAUGCUACUUGAGACUGGGAAAGUGGAGGUAGAUUCGAAAGAUAGCGAUGGCCUGACACCAUUGGCCUAUGCUGCUAUGCAUGGGCGCGAAGCCGCGGUAAAUCUGCUACUUAAGACUGGGAAAGUGGAAGUGGAUUCGAACGACCAUUCCGGUUGGACACUGUUGUCCUACGCCGCCGAGUGGGGAAACGAAGCUAUGGUGAAAGCACUGCUUGAGAGUGGGAAAGUGGAGGUGGAUCCGAAAGACAGCCAAGGCCUGAACACCAUCGGAGGGUCAGGGUCGGGUCAGGGUCGCUCAUAA